Messenger RNA from Chaetomium globosum CBS 148.51, 1578 nucleotides. RefSeq lists its product as uncharacterized. Gene Ontology annotation, biological process: regulation of translational initiation. Lineage: Eukaryota; Fungi; Ascomycota; Sordariomycetes; Sordariales; Chaetomiaceae. Gene Ontology annotation, cellular component: cytoplasm. The transcript has 2 exons. The record is from RefSeq and is a predicted model, not a curated record. Bases 1 to 1578 code for a protein of 525 amino acids.
AUGGCGACACAGCAAGACCUGCAGGAGCUUCUACGGCUCGUCACGGUCGUACGGAAAACGCCGAUGAUGCAGGCCAUGACGCAAAUCAAGGCUCUCCAGGCUGUCGACUUGAGAAGCAUCAAGCAGAUCGCCGAAGCUCCCCUCGAAACAGUGCAGUCGGCGAUCAAGGACGAGAAGGGCGGCAGAGCACUACAAAAUGCUUGCAAGGCGGCACUUAAACGCGGACCAACCGCCACGAGCAAGCGUGGAGCUCCAGACUCAGUUACGCCGCAAACCAAGCGGGCCAAGACCAACCCGUUCAUGGCCGAGGCCGUGGAUCUGGCACCGGAAGAGCUAGAGAAGUCACUCGAGUUGCCAUUGUGCAUGGACGAGGAACGCAUCUCAAAUUCGGUAAUCGAGACGAACAGGGCGCCGCUGGUUCUUGCGUUUGCCGUGGAGAUCCUACGACAUACCAUGCCUGAGCAGCCAUUGUCGAGCCGGCUCAGUCUGGGUCAGGCGGUGGUCAGUGCAAACUCGAGGUCAAAGGCCGUCAGUCUGGGUAUGAACAAGGGCCCGAGUGCGGAUGAGGAAGGAUGGGGUGAGGGUCAGCCGCGCGUAAAGGUAUUGGGCAGAGAGAUUGCCGUGCUGAAGAGGGGGGGUUACGAAUGGAAGGGAGAGGAAAAGGUGGGCGAACAAGACAACAAGGCGGGCACCGACACGGUCAAAUCAAGCAGCCCUGCCCCAGGGACACAGCUCAAAACGGAAGAAGAAACCACGCCCUCCGAACCAAGCUCCGACAAACCACCCUCCAAACCAACCUGGUCCACCAGCCAGGCCAUCACCCUCAAAGACUCCACCUUCAUCGCGCGCGCCACGCACAUGAGCGACCCGUCCCAGCGCAAGCCCCUCAUCCAGGCCCUGCUCGCGGAGGUCCCCCACCUCCAGACAGCCACGCACAACGCGUGGGCCUACCGGCUGCGGCCACCGCGCGACGCCUUCUCGGCCAUCAGCCGCGUGCACGAGGAGAGCUUCGACGACGGUGAGACGGGGUGCGGCGACUUGAUGCUGCGCACCAUGCGCGAGUCGGGCACCGCCGACACCCUCGUCGUGCUGACCCGCUGGUUCGGCGGCACCAUGCUCGGCCCGGACCGCUGGCGCCUCAUGCGCACCUGUGUGUCGGCCGCCCUGGGCGAGCGGCUGCGCAAGACCGGCGCCGAGGUCUCGCUUGGUGGGGAGGCGCUGUGGGGGUUGGAUCUGGAGGCUGCCAGGGCUGGGAAGACGGGUGUGGUGGUAGGGGGAUAUGGGAGUGGUGUCAAGAUGCAUGCCUCUACGGGGCUCGUGGGCAUGCAGAUUCAUCGGCCGGAGCAGGCGAGGGGGUAUUUACUGAGGAGUUUUGGGAGUGCUACCGUCGCUACUCCGGCGCAGGGGGAGGGGGCUGCUUCUACGAGAAAGAGCCCGAAGAAGACCAAGACGUUAAAGGCAUUGGAGGCGGAGAAGGAGGAGAACCUGGGGCUCUUGCUUGGUGCGCUGAGGAUUGUGUUCGACAGCUGGGCCGACCACCUUGGCGCGGCUGAGCUGGACAGGCGGGCGUGGAGCUAG